Molecule: messenger RNA, 2703 nt
Organism: Tachysurus fulvidraco (yellow catfish)
Lineage: Eukaryota; Metazoa; Chordata; Actinopteri; Siluriformes; Bagridae
Gene: dipk1aa
Product: divergent protein kinase domain 1Aa
Exons: 5
Coding region: 192-1478 (428 amino acids)
Source: RefSeq, a predicted model, not a curated record
UAGCAACGUACUUGCCAACCCGGAAGUAGGGGGUUAAACCUGGUGCUCCUGAAUGCAGCAUAUGUUGAUCAUGAAGCUGGAGGAUUUCCCUACGAGCUGAACGCGAUCAGGAGCAGAAGAAUGAGAUUCCUGCAGCCGAGAUGCUGUUGUUGUUGUUGUGCAGCUUGAUGUCACGUGUGAAAUGAGCUGCUAUGGCCAGAGGUCUGUUAGCUCGGGCCUGGAUCUCCAACUCGUACCUCUUUCACGUUCGGCUGUCCUACAUGCGGGUGAAGUACCUGUUCCUCACCUGGCUGGCGGUGUUUGUGGGCAGCUGGGUGGUGUAUGUUCAGUACUCGUCUUACACAGAGCUGUGCAGAGCGCAUGAGUGCUACACCACCAUCUGCGACAAAUCCAGAGCCGGAGUGAUCGACGGCUCGGCCUGCAGCGGCCUGUGCGACAAAGACUCGCUUUACUUCAGGAGGUGUCUCUCAUCUAAAGCCAGCACUCAGGUAUACACAGCGAGCUGGGGCGACGUGGACGCCGUGAUCAAGUGCCAGCUGGGCGACGUGCUGCACUAUGAGCUGGGGGACGAGCUGGAGCCCAGGAAGGAGCCGGUGCUAUUCGACAAACCCACCAGAGGAACGUCGGUGGAGAAGUUCAAAGAGAUGGUGUACGGUCACGUGAAGGCGAGGGUCGGGGAGCAGGCUGAUCUCACCACGCUAGUGUCGCUGGUCCUGUCGUUUGCGGAUGCUGAUAAUGACGGACGCGUGUCACUAGCGGAGGCCCGGUCAGCGUGGGCUCUCCUGCAGCUGGACGAGGUUUUACUCAGCGUGGUUCUGCAGGGACGCAGUCACACUCCCAAGCUGCUGGGUUUCUGCGGCGACCUGUACGUGGUGGAGCGAGUCGCGUACACGCCGCUCUACGGUCUCAACCUGUCUCCGGCGCUGGAACCCUGGAUCACGGCUGUAGUCGGACGCGGCCUGGAUCACCUGUUCGCUCCGUCGUGGCCUCGGAAAGCGAAGAUCUCCAUCGGGCUGCUGGAGCUAGUGGAGGACGUUUUCCACGGGACGUUCGGGUCCUUCCUGCUGUGCGAUAUGAAGCCGGGCAGUUUCGGGUACACCGAACGCUACGAGCUGCGUCUUUUAGACGGACGACACGUCGUGCCGGAGGAGGCGUUCAGACGCGUCAUGCGAGCUCGGCCGUGCCAGGAAGAUUCGGACUGCGUGUACAGCGCAGACUGCAGAGCGUUGUGUCGCCGAGCCGAGCACCACUGCAGCCCCGAGCCGAGCCGGACCAAUCUGGCACGAGCCUGCAGCGCGCUGGAGGACUUCCUGCUGCAGGGGGCACCUGCGAGUCUGCGGGACGAGCUGGAGAGGCAGCUGAAUGCCUGCAUGGAGCUCACGGGAUCCGGUGAGCAGAUGCAGAUGGAGCACUCGCUCAUCCUCAACAACCUGAAAAUGCUGCUCUGGAAACAAAUCUCACACACCAUCGACUCAUAACGACACACACACACUGUGAGCUCACCAUGAUACCGCUGUGUGGGGGUUCGGAUCCCACCUGCUGACUUAAUUACGUAGUGUCACUCUUUAAACUCUCCUCCUACCUGUAAGUUUCAGACACAGCAACUCAAUGAGCCAUUUGUAAGGACAUCAAGGUUUUAUGGAAAUGAGCCUGGAAAUAAACCCCGCCCCUUGUAAGAAAAGCCCCACCUACUUUCUCCUUUUAUGGGGUACCAUUACUUUUGUCCUCAUUGAACCGUUCGCUUUAACCUGCAUUUAAAAUCUCAGCGGCUCCAGUGAGACGUGACUCAGUCAAAACGAUGACGACAAGCUGACAAUUGGCAUAAAUAUUGGCACCCUAACAGCAGGAGAGUUUAAAUAAUGACAGAAUCUCAUCUAAUGUGUUCGUAACACACGUUCGUGCCAUACACGAGGGAUCACUGAUCAUUCAGUGGGGUGUUUUUUUUUUUUUUUUUAAAUACCUUUCGUCCGUUAAUUAAAGAUGCACUAACGAUGACGUAGAGGUGUGCGUCCGGGACUGGUUUGGAAACACACACACACCCCCCCCUUUCCUACGUCUCCCUCAAUGACACUCUGAUAGCGGAGAUUUCACCUUCGCUCCGUCUCGACCCGAUGCAGCGGCGCUUUAGUCUUUACGUCUGACCGCCGAACACGUUCACCUUCGCUUCGACAUCUCACACAUCGCUAAUCGGCGUUUUACACCGUAGCUGCGCCGCAUUCAGGGAUUUUGACUUGUUUGCACCGACGUCUUCACUACAUAUAAAAACGUCACAGAGAAAGAAAUCCUUGAAGUGAGAUUUUUCUCAAACCGAACGCCGUUGUAACUGCAGCAGGACGGAAUCUCGGUCCCGACACACACCUCUACCACUAAACUGUGAUCGUGUCUUUUUAGGUCACGUAUUUUACACCCCGUUAGUGCUGAGAUCCUCCUUCUGCAUGCUACUUUUACACCUGAAGAGAAACAACGCCGAGACAGAAACAGACUGAUCUCGUUCAGGUUGUAGGACUCUGUUUUAGACAAUGUUGAAAUUUUUAAAUCUUUUUUUUUUCUCGAAGUAUUCGCCUCCUGUUCUGUGCCAUCACGUGACCGACCUGUUGCUGAGCAUCGCUGCUGCUGGUUAAGGAUGAAAACCAAACGGUACGAUUCGGAAGAAAAAAUAAAUAUAUAAAUGCAUGACUUUGCACAUUAAAGUAUUUUGUCGCA